AUGCAACAGCUCAACAACCGAGCGGAGAACCACUUCAGCAGCCUGGUGGAAUGUGAGCUGGAGAACUUGGGCAGAGGAGCCUGGGUCAACCGAGCCUACAACGACUCACCUCCACCUGCCCAGCAUCACAGCAUCAGCACCGUGUACAGCCCUCGGCCUCUGCUCCACAGCUCUCUGGACAGCGGGAGCAAACUGAGCGUGCCCAACCCAUACCCUGCCCAGGUCCGAGCGGUCAGCCUCCCGUCCGAGAAAAAGACAACAGAGAGCCACUCUUACCUCCUUAGAGGAAUCAAAGGACUGUGGGGCACCACACUGACAGAGGACACAAAGGAGAACCGGGAGCUGUUUGUCAGGACAACUCUUCGGGAGCUGGUGGUCUACAUUGUUUUCCUGGUGGACGUAUGUCUAUUGACCUACGGGAUGACCAGCUCCUGUGCCUAUUACUACACCAAGGUUAUGACCGACCUGUUUGUGAAUACACCGAGCGAGAGUGGGGUCAGCUUUCAGUCCAUUACAAACAUAGAUGAUUUCUGGACGUAUGCACAAGGUCCACUACUGGACGGCCUUUACUGGACCAAAUGGUACAACAACCAGUCUCUGGAGAAUGGAAACCAGUCCUUUAUCUACUAUGAGAACAUGCUUCUAGGCGUGCCUCGCAUAAGACAGCUGAAAAUAAGGAACGACUCCUGCAGGGUUCACAGAGACUUCCAGGAGCAAAUCUCAGAGUGCUUUGACGUCUACACUGAUAAAAAAGAGGACAGGAAUCCAUUUGGCCUCAUUAACGGAACAGCAUGGCAGUACCACACAGAGAGAGAGAUCAAAGGCUCCAGCCACUGGGGUGUUCUGGCCACAUACAGCGGCGGAGGUUACUACCAGGACCUGGCCAAAACCGCGGAGGAGAGUGCAGCCCUCCUCACCACGCUGUGGGAGAGCCUGUGGCUGGACCACGGCACCAGGGCUGUUUUCAUUGACUUCUCUACUUACAACGCCAACAUCAACCUAUUCUGUGUCAUCAGAUUAGUGGUUGAGUUCCCGGCCACCGGCGGAGCCAUGUCGUCUUACCAGAUCCGAACAGUGAAGCUGAUUCGCUACGUCACCACCUGGGAUUUCUUUGUCUGCGGCUGUGAGGUUGUUUUCUGUUUAUUCAUCCUUUACUAUAUGGUGGAGGAGAUCUUGGAGCUUCGUAUCCACAAACUGUCCUACUUUGGCAGCGUCUGGAACAUUCUGGAUCUGGUGAUCAUAUUGCUUGCUCUCGUCGCAAUUGUCUUCAAUGUUUUCCGGACCAUCAAAGUGGACAAACUGCUUGGGAGUCUGCUGCAGGAACCGAAUAUUUACGCCGAUUUUGAAUUUCUUGCUUUUUGGCAAACUCAGUACAACAAUAUGAACGCAGUGAACCUGUUUUUUGCUUGGAUCAAGAUAUUUAAAUACAUCAGUUUUAAUAAGACCAUGACUCAGCUGUCCUCUACCCUGGCGCGGUGCGCCACAGACAUCCUGGGCUUCGCCAUCAUGUUCUUUAUCGUGUUUUUCGCGUACGCCCAGCUUGGGUACCUGCUCUUCGGCACCGAGGUGGAAACUUUCAGCGUCUUUAACAAAUGCAUAUUCACGCAGUUCCGGAUUAUCCUGGGAGACUUUGACUACGAUGCCAUCGAGAGGGCAAACAGAAUCCUCGGACCCGUAUAUUUCUUCACCUACGUGUUUUUCGUCUUCUUUGUGCUGCUGAACAUGUUUCUGGCGAUCAUAAAUGAUACGUACUCCGAAGUGAAAGAAGAACUGGCCUCUCAGAAAGAUGAACUCCAGAUUACUGACCUUAUCAAACAGAGUUAUGCAAAAACAUUUAUGAAACUAAAGGUUAAGAAGGAAAAGAUCUCGGAUGUUCAGAAGGCGCUGCAGUCGGGAUCGAAGGAGCUGGAGUUUAAGGACUUUAGAGACACACUGAAGGAGAUGGGCCACGCUGAGAGCGAGAUUUCCGCGGCCUUUUCCAAAUUUGAUCGGGACGGGAAUCAGAUUCUCGACAAGGAGGAGCAGGAGAGGAUGAAACAGGAGCUGGAGGAAAAAAGGGAUGCUCUGAGCGAAGAGCUGAACAACCUUGGAAGUCAGUACGCUAAACACCGAGAUUCAGCAGACAGUAUCGACAAACAAAAGAGAGGCUGUCACCCAGUCACCCAGGACGAGUUUCAGAUGCUGGUUGGACAGGUUCUCCAUCUGCAAUCUUCUAUAACCUCGAUAAUGUCACAGAUGGAUGCCGUCAUGGAGAAGCUGGAGCUACAAUCCAUCAGCAAAACAAACAACAGAGAAACAAAAGGAAAACUGCAAACCAUUAGAAAUGAUGGAAUGGCAGAGUGGCAGGGCAAACUGGAACCAGUCACCUUUAUCCAGAUUUAG
Chanos chanos (milkfish) is the source of this 2382-nucleotide messenger RNA. It is a transcript of the gene pkd2l1, whose product is annotated as polycystic kidney disease 2-like 1. Gene Ontology annotation, biological process: potassium ion transmembrane transport; detection of mechanical stimulus. Gene Ontology annotation, molecular function: sodium channel activity; calcium channel activity; calcium ion binding. The coding region runs from base 1 to 2382 and encodes 793 amino acids. Gene Ontology annotation, cellular component: membrane. The transcript is spliced from 15 exons. Lineage: Eukaryota; Metazoa; Chordata; Actinopteri; Gonorynchiformes; Chanidae. The record is from RefSeq and is a predicted model, not a curated record.